UUUAUUUAGUCUCUUAAUUUUAAAAGAUAAAAAAAUUGGAAAUUUUCAAGUAUAUCAACUUUUUUUUUGGUAUUUGCAUCCGGUAACCGGUAACCCUUUGGAUGCCGCCAAAUUCGGGAUUUAGUCACAGUUAAGGCUCCUCAUCCCUUCCCCAAAGUGUAUUGUGUGGGGAUCGAACCCGAUAGUUCUUCACACUGAGCUACCAUAUGAAUAUACAUAUCUAAAUAAUAAGAACAAAAUUCGCCGUGCAAAGCACGGGUAAGAAACACUAGUAUGACCAGUGUUAUCAGACUCGACCCGGAGAUCGACUCGGUCAGGGCACUGGGUCAAUGGGUCACUGGUCUAACCAUUGGGUCACUGGUUGAACCGUUUGACUCGGUUGACACUAAAAAAAAUGAAAAAAUUCAUAAUCCAAAGACAAGCUUUUAGCAUCUCUAUAUGUCUCAAAUCCAAAGUUUCAGAAAAAUGAAUUUCAAAAGUUUAAUUGAAAGUUAGAGCUACAAUUUUUUUUUCGUUCAUAUGUGUUUGACGUGAGCCCACACACAAUGCAGCAUAUAUAUUAUUUUUAAUAACUACAAAUGGGCCAUGAUGGAAACUUUUGGCCCAACUUUUUUUUUACCCAACUUAUACUAACCCUAAUAUUUUCCUUUACCCUCAUUUACACUUCUCCAAUAUCUAACAUAAGAAGCUGCAGCCGCACAACAGAUAUGAGACAUUGAUGUUGCAGGGUGAGAAAGGGGCAAGAUAGAGGAAAUGGAAAAGAGACAAGGCCAAAACCGAUUCAUGAAAUCCAAAGAAGAAUCAACACACUCCGCUUUGCUUCUGUAACCAUUCAACAGUUUCAACAACUUAGUAGUCUUAUCCUUGGUACUCUCCCCACAACCCACCUGAAGAAGAACGAGUAGCUUCUGAAAGACCCCAACUUGAAGCGCCUCAAUCAACACCCAUUCUUCAGUUUUAGAAUUUUGAGCAGCACCCCUUCGAUCUGUUCUUCGUUUUGGAUCAUUUUGGAGUUAUAUUUUUUUUUUAAAAAGAAUACCGGUCCAACCAUAGCUCCGGGUCACCGGUUUUUAUACUGACCCGGCCGGUUCAAUCCGGUUCAAGGCGAGUCGAUUGCAUCCCCGAUCCGUUGCUCGACUCAAACCGGUCAGGGGUCCGGUUUCCGGUUCAACCGAUCAAACCGGCCGGUUCGAGCCGAGUCUGAUAACACUGAGUAUGACUCUAAAUCCAAACACAUAGUGUUCAUUAAGAAGCACAAAAAUUCUCCAUGAAAAAAAAAGGAGCUUCAAAUAGAACAAUUAUUAAAAGUUAAAAAACAAAAAAAAAUUCAGUUUACUAAAAGCAAAAAAAAUUUCAGUUUACUUAAAACAACCAAGCGUGGUCGUUCUGCCAUUCCGUUCCAUUCUUCCUCUCCUCUCUCAACCCUACCCUCUGGGAGUUGGGUUUGGAGCCCCACCCCUUAGGCUUUGCACCCCACUAAAACAGAUACGGAAUUUAAAUUUCCGUAUCAAUACGGAAAAUAAAAUUCCGUAUCUGUUUUAGUAUAUAAUGAGUGGUUGAAAAUGUGACACGCAUGCUUAAAUACAGUACGGAAUUUUAAGUUCCGUAUUCAAUAUGGAGAAUACGGAACUUUAAAUUCCGUAUUUGAUAAAGUGGGGUGCCAAGCCCCAUAGGUGGGGUGCCAAACCCAACUCCCCUACCCUCUCCUCUCUCAACCGCCGCAACGAUGACGACGCCUCGCGCCUCCAUUUUCAGCCCCUCCGCGUCUGUAAUUCCAGACCACGAUUCAGUCGAGAAUGAGAAGGAUUUUGCUUCACCGUUAAAGAAAUUCAAAGUUGACAAGGAUUUAGUAGGAGAAGAGCACACCACUGAUUCCGCUGCUGCCAAUGAACUUAUCUCCUUGGAGGCUUUCAAAAUCUGGUGCAAAGUGUAUGGAAAAGAAUACGCUGACGAGAAGGAGAAACAAUCGAGCUUCCAAAUUUUCAAGAGGUCUCUUGAGACCGAGACCCCCUUCAUCCCAGGUGCUCUGACUUUUCCGAGUUUGGCUGAUCAAACCGAAAAAGAAUUUCAGGAGUUUUGUGAAAAACAUGACCUGCAGAAAUAUGACCAGCCGAUGAAUAAUAGUAUAUCCAUCAAACACAUCAUAUAUCUCAGAAGUUGAGAAUGAGAAGGAAGAUUAAGUAGGAGAAGAAGACAACACUCCCGUUCCAAUGUCACUAG
Messenger RNA from Lotus japonicus, 2220 nucleotides. RefSeq lists its product as uncharacterized. Lineage: Eukaryota; Viridiplantae; Streptophyta; Magnoliopsida; Fabales; Fabaceae. The record is from RefSeq and is a predicted model, not a curated record. Bases 1727 to 2161 code for a protein of 144 amino acids. The transcript is spliced from 4 exons.